AUGGAAAUUGCAUUAAAAAAAUAUAAAAUAUGUAUAACUUUAACUUAUAACAGAUGGACAAAUAUAAAAAAUAAGCAUCUUUUAGGAACUGUUUUAUUAUUAUUUAAGGGAAAGCCUUAUAUUUGGAAAGCUAUUGAUAUUAGUUCUGAGUGUGAAAAUUAUCAAGAAGUUAUAAAUAAAACUGAAUCAAUGCUUUCAGAAUUAGAAUUAAUAGAUAUUAAAUCAGGCCAAGAACCAAAAUGUAUUCUUCAUAAAUUUAAUAAUUUUCAUUUAAAAUAUUCUCAUUUUGAUAAUGAAACUUAUCAACAUUUUGAAAAUAAAAAUAUUUUAUCUUAUUGGUAUUAUGUCAAAGAUUUAACUAAAGAAUUAGAGCUUGUGACACAAAAAGUACUUAAUAUGAGUAAAUUGCAUGCUAAUAUAACUUAUCAAUAUCAUCAUAAGCCAGAUGAUCUCUUUUCUACUUUUUUAAAUUCUAUAUCAAAAUAUGAUAAUACUACAACUCAAAUGAUGCAUGAUAAUACUACAACUCAAAUGAUGCAUAAUAAUACUACAACCCAAAUAAUAUAUAAUAAUACUCUUUUAAUUCAAAUAACAUAUGAUAAUACUGAUUCAUUAAAUGCAGAAAUAUCAGAUAUCAAUAUAGCUAAUAGUAAUAAUGAUAUUGGUUUAUCACAAAAUAAGUAUUUAGAUAAAGAAAAUAAAGAAAUUGAAGAUAAUAAAGAAUGUAAUUUGUCAUAUAUUUCUAAAACAAACUUUGAUAUAAAGAGAAAACAAGUUAAUCAUAAUGCACCUGCUAAUGUUGAUAAAAGUAAUCUGAACAACAAUAGUAAUGGUACUAAAAAAGAAAAACAAGUUGAUCACAAUACACCUAUUGAUGUUAAUGAAAGUGAUUCAAACAAUGCUAAAAAAGAAAACAAUUUGAUCACAAUGCACCUAUCAAUAAAACAUAUUAAUUACAAUGCAUCUAUCGAUGUUAAUGAAAGUAAUUCAAACAACAAUAGUAAAAGAGCUACAAAAGAAACCCAUGCCAAUUACAAUUCAUCUAUUAAUUUUAAUGAAUAUGAUACAAAUUUAUUAGAAAACAAUAUUGAAUUAGCAUUUAAUCUUAAUGAGAUUACUAACAAUAGAGUAAAAGACUGCAAACCUAAAAAAGAAAGAAAUCUUAAAAGUUCAAAUAAACUUGAUAAAGAUCUGCAAAAUAA
Molecule: messenger RNA, 1202 nt
Organism: Cetraspora pellucida
Lineage: Eukaryota; Fungi; Glomeromycota; Glomeromycetes; Diversisporales; Gigasporaceae
Source: the annotation of a GenBank genome assembly